AUGAAUAUCCUACGUUGCAGUGGGGCCUACUCCAGAGCCUGGACAUCCGCUCAAUCCCGCACAGCCUUGAAUAGUGUUCGAUCACCUACGAUAUGUCCUCCUCGGCGGAGUUUCCACGCUGCUUUGGCUCUUGGUGGUAUUAGGUCCCAAGUAUUGAAAGAUGUUGGUGAAGGGAUAACGGAGGUCCAGAUCAUUCAGUGGUAUGUUGAGGAAGGGGCUCGGAUUGAAGAGUGGAAUCCGCUUUGCCAGUAUCAGUCUGAUAAGGCGGUCGAUGAUAUUACAUCGAGGUAUGAGGGCAUUGUGAAGAAAUUGUAUUUCCAAGCGGAUGAUACUGUUCCCACAGGAAGGGCACUUUGCGAUAUAGAAGUCGACGACGCCAAGUACCCCGAAGAUCAUCCUCCGGCCGCGGCGGAGCCCUCUCCACCAGCGCAUACUACAACAGGGUCACAGACAACACCCCAAACCGUUCCGGCGUCAGCUGCUCUCUCGACUACGGAUACUACAGGCAAUUUACCGAAGUCACGCUUUGCUACACUUGCUACCCCGGCUGUCCGCGGGCUACUGAAGACAUUGAAUGUGAAUAUCGAAGAUGUGAACGGAACAGGCAAGGAUGGACGUGUGCUGAAGGAGGACAUCCAUAAGUUUGUUGCAAUGAGGGACACACCGAGUACAGCUGUACCAGCGUCACAGCAAGCCGACACAGCGGUUAGCCUAACGCCAAUUCAAUCACAGAUGUUCAAGGCUAUGACUCGGUCACUGACGAUUCCUCACUUCGGAUAUGCCGAUGAGCUCAAUAUCAACAACAUAUCGGCCUUGAGAAAGAAGAUCGCCAACGACAAGAACGACCCAAGAAAGAUCACGUUCCUCUCAUUCGUGAUCAAAGCGGUUUCGCUUGCUCUGAAUGAGUACCCUAUUCUCAACGCGAAAGUCGAUACCAGCAACCCCGACAAGCCGCAGCUUAUUAUGCGACCAAGACACAACAUCGGAAUUGCGAUGGAUACCCCGCAGGGUCUGAUAGUCCCUAACAUCAAGGACGUGGGCAGCAUUUCCAUUCUAGACGUCGCGCAGGAGGUCUCGCGUUUAAGUGCACUAGGGAAGGAAGGUAAACUCACUCCUGCAGACCUCAGCGGUGGUACUAUCACGGUCUCGAACAUUGGAAAUAUUGGUGGUACUUAUGUGAGCCCGGUUAUUGUGACCAACGAGGUGGCCAUCCUAGGAGUCGGAAGGUCACGGACAAUACCCGUUUUCGAUGAAGCCGACCAGGUAGCCAAGGGCGAGGUAGUGAAUUUCAGCUGGAGUGCGGAUCACCGAGUUGUGGAUGGUGCAACAAUGGCGAGGAUGGCAAGCAAGGUCAAGGAACUUAUCGAGUCACCAGAGCGCAUGCUCUUGAGCCUGCGAUAG
Molecule: messenger RNA, 1401 nt
Organism: Aspergillus puulaauensis
Lineage: Eukaryota; Fungi; Ascomycota; Eurotiomycetes; Eurotiales; Aspergillaceae
Product: putative 2-oxo acid dehydrogenases acyltransferase
Exons: 4
Coding region: 1-1401 (466 amino acids)
Cellular component (GO): cytoplasm; mitochondrion
Molecular function (GO): lipoic acid binding; acetyltransferase activity
Source: RefSeq, a predicted model, not a curated record